Molecule: messenger RNA, 1448 nt
Organism: Ilex paraguariensis (yerba mate)
Lineage: Eukaryota; Viridiplantae; Streptophyta; Magnoliopsida; Aquifoliales; Aquifoliaceae
Source: the annotation of a GenBank genome assembly
UCUCACCAUCACAUUCAGGUCUCUGUCCAUCCAUGGCUUCCAAAACCCAUCUCCAGCUACUUGUCUUCGUCUUCCCUCUUUCCAGUCUGUCUUUGACGUUCUGUUCACCGAGGCUAGAGGUAGAGAGAAAUAUUAAUGAAUACCAAAAAUGGGUGCGGUGGAAUGUCAAAAAUUACCAGAUGAAGAAAACUAGUUUGGAAGCAGAAUCAAUUAUCAGACAAGCUGCGGGGGGCACCAGCAUGAAGCAUUUAGAUGCAAAACUGAGUUUUGCUGAGAUGAACAAAGUGACAAUAAGAGUGAGUCAAGAUGGGUCUGGUGAUUUCAAGACCAUCGGAGAAGCCAUUGAUAGCAUCCCUUUAUUCAAUACUAGAAGAGUGAUUCUGGAGAUUAAACUAGGAGUCUACAGGGAAAAGAUUGUUAUCCCCAGAACUUUGCCAUUUAUUAAAUUUUCAGGAGGAGAUGGCAGCGACCCACCAAUUAUCACUGGCAAUGACACCGCUUCGAUGUCUGGACGAGAUGGGAUGCCUUUAAAGACGUUACAGAGUGCCACUGUUGCCAUUGAUGCAAAUUAUUUUGUGGCUGUUAACAUGAAAUUUGAGAACACAGCCCCACAUGUGGUUGGAUCAAUUGGUGGACAAGCAGUGGCACUUCGAAUUUCAGGGACAAAGGCUGCAUUCUAUAACUGCAGCUUCUAUGGAAGUCAAGACACCCUUUAUGAUCACAAAGGCCUCCACUACUUCAAUAACUGUUUCAUCCAGGGCUCGGUUGAUUUCAUCUUCGGCUAUGGCAGAUCCCUUUACGAGAAUUGCUAUUUGAACUCCACGGCGAAGAAGGUGGCCUCCCUAACUGCUCAAAAGCGAACUAAUUCCUCUAUGUCCAGUGGAUUCUCCUUCAAAGAUAGCAAGGUAUCAGGGAGUGGGCAGGUAUACCUUGGAAGAGCAUGGGGUGAUUAUUCCAGGGUAGUGUUCUCUUACACAUUCAUGGACAAGAUUGUUCUUCCCCAAGGAUGGAGCGAUUGGGGCAAACCUGGCCGCAACUUAAGUGUAUAUUAUGGAGAAUACAAGUGCAGCGGACCAGGAGCCAACUUGAGUGGAAGAGUGCCUUGGUCACGGGCACUCUCAGAUGAAGAGGCCAUGCCAUUUAUGGGGACUUAUUAUGUUGAUGGUGACACCUGGCUUAUCAGACAUUAAGAAUCAACUAUUCAUUCAUUUUCGAUUAUAGUAAAAUCAGCAAGAUGAAGCAAGGCCUUCAAAUUGAAUCCUGUUUGUUACCAAAACAAAAACAAUUCAUCUUGUCAUAGUAGAUGUACCAGGUGAUCAUGAUAAAAUAAAAUCUCCUCGUUGCAACUUUUUUGAGGGAAUAUUUGAAUGAAACAUAUGUCUUUUGUCAUCAAGGUGAGAUGCCACCAUCCAUGUAAAGCAUUACAUAAAGUGGUGAUAGAAAACCGG